Salmo salar (Atlantic salmon) is the source of this 4165-nucleotide messenger RNA. RefSeq names its product probable histone deacetylase 1-B. Gene Ontology annotation, cellular component: NuRD complex. NCBI's taxonomy places the organism in Eukaryota, Metazoa, Chordata, Actinopteri, Salmoniformes, Salmonidae. The record is from RefSeq and is a predicted model, not a curated record. Gene Ontology annotation, molecular function: histone deacetylase activity. Gene Ontology annotation, biological process: heterochromatin formation.
ACCACAGACCAGUGGAACAUCUUUGGGUGCACCAUGCCACCACAGACCAGUGGAACAUCUUUGGGUGCACCAUGCAAACAGAAAGAGUGCAUCCUUCCCAACAACAGAGCAGACUUCGGUGAUUGGACGAGACGAAAAAAAAAUCACCCGGCUUGGGCACAAAGAACUGUGCGGUACUAAUUAUUGAGUAAAAAUGGCGCUGUCGUCUGCAGGAGGAACAAAGAAGAAAGUUUGCUAUUACUAUGAUGGCGACGUGGGUAAUUAUUACUAUGGUCAGGGUCAUCCCAUGAAACCCCACAGGAUCCGUAUGACCCACAACCUGCUGCUCAACUAUGGACUGUACAGGAAGAUGGAGAUAUACAGACCUCACAAGGCCAAUGGAGAGGAGAUGACCAAGUACCACAGUGACGACUACAUCAAGUUCCUGCGUUCCAUCCGGCCAGACAACAUGUCAGAACACAGCAAGCAGAUGCAGAGAUUUAAUGUGGGAGAGGACUGCCCAGUGUUUGACGGCCUGUUUGAGUUUUGUCAGCUCUCAACGGGAGGCUCUGUCGCGGGGGCAGUGAAGCUAAACAAGCAGCAGAUGGACAUCGCCAUCAACUGGGCCGGAGGACUCCAUCACGCCAAGAAGUCUGAGGCCUCUGGGUUCUGCUACGUCAACGACAUAGUCCUCGCCAUCCUGGAGCUGCUCAAGUACCACCAGAGGGUGUUGUACAUAGACAUCGACAUUCACCAUGGAGACGGAGUGGAAGAGGCUUUCUUCACCACAGACCGGGUCAUGACUGUCUCCUUCCACAAGUAUGGAGAAUACUUCCCAGGCACCGGAGACCUGAGGGACAUUGGAGCAGGAAAGGGAAAGUACUAUGCUGUAAACUACCCUCUCAGAGACGGCAUCGACGACGAGUCUUAUGAAGCCAUCUUCAAACCUGUGAUGGCUAAAGUGAUGGAGAUGUUUCAGCCCAGUGCUGUAGUGUUACAGUGUGGAGCGGACUCUCUCUCAGGAGACAGACUGGGCUGUUUCAACCUGACCAUCAAAGGUCAUGCUAAGUGUGUUGAGUACAUGAAGAGUUUCAACCUGCCUCUGUUGAUGUUGGGAGGUGGUGGUUAUACCAUCCGUAACGUGACCCGCUGCUGGACCUACGAGACCGCCGUGGCUCUGGACAGCACCAUACCUAACGAGCUGCCAUACAACGACUACUUUGAAUACUUCGGCCCUGACUUCAAGCUCCACAUCAGCCCGUCUAACAUGACCAAUCAGAACACCAAUGAUUACCUGGAGAAGAUCAAACAGAGGUUGUUUGAGAACCUGCGUAUGCUGCCUCACGCCCCGGGGGUCCAGAUGCAGGCCAUCCCUGAAGACGCUCCACACCCGGACUCUGGAGACGAGGAGGACGAGGACCCUGACAAACGCAUCUCCAUCAGGGCCCAUGAUAAGAGGAUAGCCUGUGAAGAGGAGUUCUCUGACUCAGAGGAUGAGGGACAGGGAGGAGGGGGAAGGAGGAACGCUGCCAACCACAAGAAGACCAAACGAGUCAAGACUGAGGAGGAGAAAGAGGAGACGGAGGAGAAGAAAGAAGUGAAAGAGGAGGAUAAAGACGCAGAAGAGAAGAUGGACACAACCGGGCCAAAAGAAGAAACUAAGACGUGUUGAAGCAUCAGAUAUGCGUGGGUUACCAGGUGCACGUGCACACAGCAACCACAAUGGACUGUAAAUUAUUCUCUUAAUGCUGUUUUAGUAUUUCCUCAUACGCGGGAAAAUCUUUUGGGCUUUGUCAGUGUUGAAAUGCAAGGUGUUUUAAAAUUAUUUUUUACUCGCAUCUCUACCACAUUCCUUUUUUUCCCCUGAACCACAUGUUUCUGUCAUGGCACCUCAACACCACCUGAGAAUCUGAAGCAGUAGGGACUUGUUCCUGUCGUGGAGCCUGCUUCAGAUUCUCAGGUGGUAUUGAGGGGAAAGGGGGGGGGUACCUAGUUGUACGAAAGGUUGCUGGAUCGAAUCCCCGAGCUGACAAGGUAAAAAUCUGUCAUUCUGCCCCCUGAGCACGGCAGUUAACCCACUGUUCCCCGGGCAUCGAAGACAUCGAUUAAGGCAGCCACCCCCCCCCCCCGCACCUCUCUGAUUCAGAGGGGUUUGGGUUAAAUGCGGAAGACACAUUUCAGUUGAAUACAUUCAGUUGUACAACUGACUAGGUAUCCCCCCUUUCCCCUCAACAUCACCUGCGAAUGUGAAGCAGUAGGGGCUUGUUUCUGUUACGGAGCCUCAACAUCACCUCUAGUCUAAAAAGAGGGUGGUCAGGAUUCAAUCCAAGCCACGUUUAUAGUGCACUGUUCUCUAGCGGUCUUUUUAAAGGCUAUUUACACUGGAGCUGAUACUGUGAAUGUGAUCUCUCUGCCACUCUAGGGGGAAAAAAAUGUCUUUACAACAGCUGCAUUGUCUGAUGCGCUGCUUUUUUUUUUUUAACGCACCUUGGAUUGAAUCCCGGCCUCAGUUCCUCCAUCUUCACUGACCUGAGGUAACGUGACAAGUGAAAGCCAGUCCCCCUGAUAAGACACCUGUCAUAUCACUUUCACCUAUCCAUCUGGACUGAUCCAAGAACUGAAAGAGUUGUAAAGGAAUCCACUUUCCACUGCAGAUAUUCAUUCCCCUUUUGAACAAUAGUCAUUCACAAGUCACCAGCCCUAUUCUGCCGUUUAAGUUAUUUUUGAAUCAUGGAGCAACAUACACUGAGUGUGCAAAACAUUUUUAAAGCUGCUAUAUGUAACUAUUUGGGUGACCUGAUCCAAUUGAAAUGUGUGUGUUUUAUAGAUCUGUCAUUCUUAAUUGGAAAGGAAGUAGAUCUGUUUUGUCUUAUUUCUAUGCUUCCUUUUUUAAUAUAUAUAUUUUUUUUAAAGCACCAUUUAUUUUCUUUUGUUUUUAUAAAUCAGCUUCAAACAGCUGACAAUACAAUUGUUUUUUUGUUAUGGAAAAAACGGUACAAUAUACAUGUUUUGUCAAACUGAAAUUAGGCAAACUAUUAGAAUUUUAGAUUUUAGCAACCAGGAAAUGGCAGAGUGAUUUCUGCAUAGUGCAGCUUUUUUUAAGAACACUUUCCUAAUAUUGAGUUUCACCCACUGUCCUUUUGUUCUCAGAACAGCCUCAAUUCAUCAGGGCAUGAACUCUACAAGGUGUUUGAAAGUGUUCCACAGGGAUGCUGGUCCAUGUUGACUCCAAUGCUUCCCACAGUUGUGUCCAGUUGGUUGGAUGUGCUUUGUUUUGGUGGAUGUUUCUUGAUACAUACAGGAAACAACCGCGCUGCAGUUCAUGACUCAAACCGGUGCACCUGUCACCUGCUACCGUACCCCGUUCAAAGGCACUUGGAUUGUGUGUGUGUGUGUGUGUGUGUGUGUGUGCCAUUGAGGGUGAAUGGGCAAGACAAAAGAUUUUGUCUCGGUUUGAAAAUCCUUCUCCACCCCUUCAUCUAUGCGGAUUUAACAAGUGCCAUCUUUUUUUAUUUACUCUUUAACUAGGCAAGUCGGUUAAGAACAAAUUCUUAUUUACAAUGACGGCCAAACCCUGACGACGCUGGGACAAUUGUGCGCUGCCCAAUCGCAGCCGAAUCUGAUACAGCCAGGAAUCGAACCGGGGACUGUAGUGACGCCUCUUUCACUGAAAUGCAGUGCCAUUCGGGAGCCCAAAUAAGGGAUAUGUUUCAGCUGUUUUCACCUGGUCAGUCUGUCAUGAAGAGAUGUUUUGUAUACUAUACAUUCUGCUUUACUCUGUUCCCUGGGUUGGCUUCUCUCAGAUGACUCUACACUCCUUCCUUACCUCGUUUUAUAUUUCUAACAGGAAAUGUUUUUUUUUUUUAAGUCAUUGGGUAUGUUGAACGUUCAAGGGUGAGGUUUCCCCUAAGUACAGCUCCAAGAUCCGCUGUAGACGUUUAGUAAGGAAAAUACAAAACUGACCCAAGUGAUCAGCGUGUAGGGGAAACUUCACCCUACACCUUUGGGAACAGGCUCAUGUUUUAAGCCCUUGGUAUUUUCUACUGUAAUAGGUGAGAAUAUGGUGUUUUGGUUGUGAUUACAAAUGUGUGUAACUUGUUUUAUAAUGAAAAAAGUAUUGCUUUUUGUGCUUGGUUGUUUUUCUUAUUACAUUACAAGUUCUUAUAAAAGAGAUUUCAAAAGGCAA